GCACACACAAUUAAUUCCGUAACCAUAUUGCACCCCCUUGUGGUUUGUUAACUGCACAACAUGUCUGUUGACAAGUUUGAAAGGAGAAAAUGAAAAGGGAUUCUGAAACACGUAAUUCAGUAAUAAAGAGAUACAUCAAGUAGCUCUCCAACUGCUCCAUAAGAGUGACUUAAUAUGUCCUCCAUUUUCAUCUGUGGAUUCGUCCCUGCAUGUUCCGUGUCUAAGCCCAGCCACCUUAAAAUGACUAAUCUCUGUCAGUCAGCACAGAGUUUAACAGGAGCUUACUGCUUCAGUCAAUAAUGGGUUUCUCCCCUGCUGACACCCAGCCCAAAAACAAGCUGAAGAUUGUCCAUCUGUUUAUUGUUCUCUGUCUCUCCCUUUCUCUCUCUUUUUCAAGAGAUGAUUCAUACAGCCACUCCCUUCCCCCUGGUCAGUUUGUUCUUCAUGUUCAUUGGCUUUGUGCUCAACAACAUCGGACAUGUACGGCCACACCGGACCAUACUGGCCUUCGUCUCCGGAAUAUUUUUCAUCCUCUCAGGUGUCAUGUCCGUCUACUUGUUCAUGAAACGCUACACGGCCGAGGAGCUCUACCAGCCUCGUCAUCCCAGCUUCUACCGUCCGCGCCUCAGCAACUGCUCCGACCACUCGGGCCAAUUCCUUCACCCGGAGACGUGGGCACGUGGUCGCAGCCCCUCCGACAUCUCCUCAGAGGCCUCGCUCCAGAUGAGUGCCAGCUACCCCGCCCUGCUCAAAUGCCCUGACUAUGACCAGGUGUCCUCCUCACCCUGCUAAGAAAUCAACCUGGGGUCAGGGGUUUGUUUACGGGGGUCAGUCUUGGGUUAAAUACACAGAUAUUGCUUGAAAGCUUUGCUGUAAUAUUUGACCCAACCCUGUAAAAGGGAUCAGGAAAUCACAAUGAGGAAGAUAUUGAUCUAUCCUCAAAUCUUUUAAUCAGAGAGAUAAAGACAAGAUUGUGAUGUCUAAAAGUAGUUAAUUGUUAUGGUUGGAUUACAUUUUGUACAGUAUCUGAGACAUUCCAAACUAUCUGAAAGGGUUUUAGGCAUUUGGAUGAAUGCAAUGGGGGAGAGUUAUUCCUUAUUAUACUGCUGACUUGAGAGCAUGAGACUAUGGGUUCCCUGAUAAACUAGCUCAAUACUGUAGAUUGAUCUCAUUAUCAAUGGUGAGGAAGUGGAGAGGACCUCCUGCUUAAGUUCCUGGGGGUUAUGCUCUCAGAGGUCCUGGAAUGGAAGAUGAAUACAACCGCCACAGUCAAAAAAGCACAGCAGCGGCUCUACUUCUUGCGAAUACUGAAGAGAAAGAACCUAUUUCCCGAGCUGCUUAAGUCAUUUUACCACUGUUGCAUUGAAAGUGUCAUCACAUACUGUAUCACUGCAUGGUAAGUCAACUGCACAGACAAGGACAGGAAAUCCCUCAGUUGGGUCAUAAGGUCUGCUGGGAAAAUAAUCGGACUUCCACUGCCUCCCCUGGACGACAUCUUUAGGACACGCUGCCUCCGUCGAGCAGGUGGCAUUUUGAAGGAUAAGGCUCACCCCGCAAACCAUCUCUUCUCCCUGCUGCCCUCUUGCAGACGCUACCGGGCUACCACAGACCGCACCUCCAGACUGCAGAACAGUUUCGUCCCCAGGGCCAUCACAGAACUAAAUACUCACACAACCCUCCUACCCCCACCCAGCAAAACUAUUUAUGUUUUUAAUAUAUUCAUGUGUGAGUGCGUGCAAGCAUUGUGGUUGAAGGGUGUAUGUGGAUCAAAGCAUUAUUUUGUGGUCGCACAAGCAAAUUUCAUUGAGUAUCUAAUGCACAAUGACAAAUAAUAAUAAUAAUUUUCUGUUCUACAUUUGAAAUGUGACUUGCUAUACCACCCAUCACCUGCAGGUGGCAGAAACGUAUUGUAACUUUUCAGCGGGAUUCAAGUUGUCUUUGCAGCCAAGACACAAUUCAUUUUUGAGCAACAAAGUAAUUAGGUGGGGUAACGUCCGCUUGAUUACAAUUAAAGAGAAGACUGUCUUAUUCUCAUGAUGUAGAAAUAUUUGAACAAGAGCAAUGUCUGUACUGUAUAUUCUAUAUUUUAGCUCAAAGUGCUUCAUGUUGGAGUUUCUCAGUAGUGUUUUUGUUAAUUCAUUUACAAUGAAUAUAAUGUACCAAUGUUGUUUUGUUAUAAUGGAAAAUUACAAAACUUGUGUUUAUCGAUCGUGGAUUAUGGAGUGUCGGAGAGUUAAUGUUUAUCUAUUUGUAUUGACUCAAAAACACAGACAUUUUGUAUGCAGCUUAGCUAUAUUGGCAUUGCUACUUUUCUGUAAAAAACAUAUUGUAUAUUGUAUCUCUGCAAAAUUAUUUAUUGAUUUGAAAAAUAAAUAACAUGGCUUGAGAAGUGA
Messenger RNA from Hypomesus transpacificus, 2393 nucleotides. RefSeq names its product calcium channel, voltage-dependent, gamma subunit 5b (gene cacng5b). Bases 400 to 792 code for a protein of 130 amino acids. Gene Ontology annotation, cellular component: AMPA glutamate receptor complex; postsynaptic density membrane. NCBI's taxonomy places the organism in Eukaryota, Metazoa, Chordata, Actinopteri, Osmeriformes, Osmeridae. Gene Ontology annotation, molecular function: channel regulator activity; voltage-gated calcium channel activity. The record is from RefSeq and is a predicted model, not a curated record. The transcript is spliced from 2 exons. Gene Ontology annotation, biological process: neurotransmitter receptor transport, postsynaptic endosome to lysosome; postsynaptic neurotransmitter receptor diffusion trapping; transmission of nerve impulse.